AUGACAGAUAUCGUGCCCAAGGGUAUGGCGAAGGCGGCGUACGGCCAACUAAGGCGUGUGGUUCGUGUGUCCCCAUCACCGCUCCCGAAACACGUCAGGAUGUUCGCUGACGUAAUCCAGUCGAAUGUCGCAGGCAGAAGCAAAAUCGAAUGCGUCUUCAAGCCUCGAGCCAACGCGCGACAACCCACCGCGACAGUCUCCCCAAAAGCUUUACCGCCGCAUGGAUCAUCUCCACCCGAGGUUCUGGCCCGGUUGGCAGCUAUUGAAGCUGUACUGGGUAUGAAUGGAAACAAUCAUCCCAUAAGCCCCAGUUCCGGCACAGUCAUCUCCACCAGUCCUGUGAACACGACUAAUGCCGAAGAGGAAGAUCAAGGCGAUCCGACACUUGGUGGAUUGUGGCCAGCCGUUGAAUUCCUGAGAAGAAGAAACGUGUCUGCCACGAACAGAAUCUGGUCUAGAUCUGUUGUUUCGCAGCUCUGGCUUUCGUGA
This is a messenger RNA of Parastagonospora nodorum SN15, 489 nucleotides long. RefSeq lists its product as hypothetical. Bases 1 to 489 code for a protein of 162 amino acids. NCBI's taxonomy places the organism in Eukaryota, Fungi, Ascomycota, Dothideomycetes, Pleosporales, Phaeosphaeriaceae. The record is from RefSeq and is a predicted model, not a curated record. The transcript is spliced from 2 exons.